Molecule: messenger RNA, 498 nt
Organism: Grosmannia clavigera kw1407
Lineage: Eukaryota; Fungi; Ascomycota; Sordariomycetes; Ophiostomatales; Ophiostomataceae
Product: ribosomal protein l14
Exons: 4
Coding region: 1-498 (165 amino acids)
Biological process (GO): ribosomal large subunit biogenesis; translation
Cellular component (GO): cytosolic large ribosomal subunit; ribosome
Molecular function (GO): RNA binding; structural constituent of ribosome
Source: RefSeq, a predicted model, not a curated record
AUGAGUGGUCACGAAGUGGGUAACGGAGUAAGAACCCGGACAAUUAUCACAAUGGGCGACGCAACAGUUGUCGGUGCAAAGUGGCGGCUCGUUGAGCUGGGCCGCGUCGUCCUUCUGCAGGGCAACGGCCCGUACGCUGGCCGUCUGGCCACGAUCGUCGAGAUCAUCGACCACAAGCGGGCUCUUGUCGACGGACCUGCGACAGAGGCCAACCCUGGUGGCGUGCCUCGGCAAUCGAUCUCCUUCUCGGACGUGCUUCUCACCGGCAUAGUGGUGCACCAGCUGACCCUCAGCGCGCGGUCGGGUGCGGUCAAGCGCGCCUGGGAGGCGGCCAAGGUCGACGAGCAGUGGAAGGCGAGCAACUGGUACAAGAAGCGGGUGCAGAACGAGCGGCGGAAGGCCCUGACCGACUUUGACCGCUUCAAGGUCAUGCGGUUGAAGAAGCAGCGGCGCUUCGAGGAGGGCAAGGCCCUGGCCAAGAUCAAGGCCAGCGCAUAG